Messenger RNA from Rhagoletis pomonella (apple maggot), 2907 nucleotides. RefSeq lists its product as uncharacterized. Lineage: Eukaryota; Metazoa; Arthropoda; Insecta; Diptera; Tephritidae. The record is from RefSeq and is a predicted model, not a curated record.
AUGCUUGUCAAUAGUUGCCCUGAGGACGAAAGGUCGCUAAAACCAUCAGUAUACAAAGACGGAAGGCACGCCGUAAGCACAACAACAAAAAUGGGAUAUGCGAAAAUAAAGAACAAUUAUGACAACUCUAAAGCAGUAAUUGCAUCCAAAAAGCUGGUAAAACUUAAGUCUAGCAUCAAAUUUCUUUUAAAAUGCAGAAAAUCAAAAUUAAUUCCUAACUUUAUAAAGAAUUCUACUAGAUGUAAAAAAUUAUUUGUAUUUGACUGUGACACACAUCCUGAAAUAGACAGAACUUUAGCCAGACAUACACAUUACUACCACAUAAAAAUAUUAAGUCUACUGAUCAAACAUAAACAUAACACAUUAAGAAAACAAAAAAAGAAGGUGGAAGAAAUAGCAACAAAAUUAAAGAAACAGCUGAGCGCAGAUGACUUAAAAGAACUCAUGGAGAGUGAGAAAAACGUCGUAGAUAAGCUUACAACAACACGGAAAAAGCGACAAGAAUUUAAAUAUGAGAAAUUUCGGAACAAACGAAAUAAUAUCUUUGUCGACAACAACAAGCAUGAAGAUUGGUUUGUAAAUAAAACGAAAGUAGAGUUCCCGCCAGACGUGAAAUCAUUGCUGUCGAAAGGUCCAAAGUUCGGGUUACCAAUUGAGAACAAAAGAUUCCCUCUUUUUCAGUACAUCGCGGAUGGAGAAGAUCUGAUACAAACUCUUAAGGACAAAGAGCAACAAGAAGAGGCGCGUACCAAAUUAUCAUUCUUAAUAAAAGACCACAAAACAACAAAUAAGCAAAGUGCAAUAGAGUGUGCAAUUUUAAACACAGGGGAACGGACGCGGAAAUUUCUGAGGAAAAAUGACAACAUUCGAAUUUUAACAUCUGACAAAGGAAACAAAACGGUAGCAAUGGAAAUAAAUAGCUACAACAGUAAAAUGGCAGAUAUAUUAUGUGACCUAACUACGUAUAGAAUACAAAGACAGGAUCCCACAUCGAGAAUACAAAAUAAAAAUAAUAUUUUAGUCGACAAACUUUAUAAAAUGGAAAUAAUUUCAAAAGCCGAACGGAAUAAGCUCACCUCAACCACCGCGUUACCUCCAAGAAUUUAUGGGCUCCCUAAGAUACACAAAGAAGGAACACCUCUUAGACCCAUUUGCUCAUCCAUUGGAUCGCCAUCAUAUGGUCUAUGUAAAUAUAUUGUAAAUAUUUUAAAAAACGUAACGGUAGACUCAGUAUAUAAUAUCAAGAAUACGCUGGAUUUCAUUCACAGGACAAAAAACACUUACAUUUGUGACGAUGAAAAACUAAUUUCCUUCGAUGUGGUCUCACUUUUUCCGAGCAUACCGAUACAACUAGCACUUGACGUAAUAGAAGAAAAAUGGACAAUAAUAAAAGAACACACAAGGAUACCAAAACAAUUUUUUAUGGAAAUAGUAAAAUUUUGUAUUCAAGAAAAUUGGUACUUUAAAUUUAACGACACGAUAUAUACCCAGUUAAAAGGAAUGCCAAUGGGAUCCCCUGCCUCACCUGUCAUUGCAGAUAUUAUAAUGGAAAAGGUGGACAUGGAAGGUGGUAUGGAAAUAGCAACAAAAUUAAAGAAACAGCUGAGCGCAGAUGACUUAAAAGAACUCAUGGAGAGUGAGCCAAAUGUCGCAGAUAAGCUUACAACAACACUGAAAAAGCGACAAGAAUUUAAAUUUGAGAAAUUGCGGAACAAACGAAAUAAUAUCUUUGUCGACAACAACAAGCAUGAAGAUUGGUUUGUAAAUAAAACGAAAGAAGAGUUCCCGCCGGACGUGAAAUCAUUGCUGUCGCAAGAAAAUGCUGCUACAUCAUGGAACGUAAUUGAUUUAGAGUGCCGGUUAGAAAUUUUGAGCUCGCAUAUAAAGCAAAUGAUGGCAUAUCAGACGGAAAUUGAGAAAGAGGACCCUUGUGAUGAUAGGAGAGGUGAUAUUGAGAAGUUGUGUAUUAGUGCGAAGUCAAAGCUUUUGCAGCUUUUAGGUCAAUAUAAGCGACGUGAGAGCUCAGCGCUAGAAACGACCUUCGGCAUUACCAUGCCACAAGCAUCCCGUUUACCGAAUCUAAAAUUGCCAACGUUUAGCGGAAAAUAUGCCGACUACAAGAGUUUUAUUAGCUCCUUCAAUAACUUGGUGCACAAUGAACCACAGAUGGCGCCGAUUGAGAAAUUCAACAUUUGCUUAGUUGUUUGUCAGGUGAUGCACUUAGGACGGAUUGCGGAUAUCCAUGAAUGGACAGGAGAUGCAAUUUGGAAACAUGUUCCAACCGCUCAUAACCCGGCUGGCAUAGUCUCCAGAAGUUGCAAUGUGGACGAACCGCGGCAAUCGAUAUGGUUUAAUGGUCCGAAGUUCCUAAUACAGGAUGAAGAGAAUUGGCCAAAGAACCUGCAUUUCGAACCAACGGUGGACGUAGAAAGUCUUGAGACUCGAAAAGACAAAGCCAUAGUACUUUCCGCAUCUAAGCAGUCCAAUAUAAUUCACGGUCUGGUAGAAAACUGCUCCACGUAUCUGAAAAUCCAUGAAGAAUUUGGAGAUGAAAUUAAAUGCCCAAAGAAUUCGUCUUUGGUGAACAAGCAGAUACAAAAACUUAACCCGUUCAUAGAAUAUCGCCAAGAAAAAAAUCGAAAGUUCACCUUGUUGCGAAUGGUCAAUGUUAAUGAUUUUUCGCGGGCGUGUGAUGCAUUGUUGGAAUUCGAAGCGGGCUUCAACAACAUGCCGUGUAGCAGCCAUUCCAUAUUUUCGCUGGAGAUCCAAAAGGAGGAACUGAAGGCGCUCUGGGUAAAGGUGAAGGAUGCGUUCGAUGACUACUCGAAAAAGGUGCCGGACGACGAAACAGGUCAGGCUGCACUUCGACUGGCGAAGUGCAGAUACCAGGAUUGCUACUCAGCAUAA